Clonostachys byssicola is the source of this 1347-nucleotide messenger RNA. The record is from the annotation of a GenBank genome assembly. NCBI's taxonomy places the organism in Eukaryota, Fungi, Ascomycota, Sordariomycetes, Hypocreales, Bionectriaceae.
AUGUCGAUUCCAGGCUUGGGCCAGAUCCCGCAACAGCCCGAGACCGCUUCUACCCGCAUCGUCGCCCUCCGACCAGGCUGGGAAUGGCGCUUCCACGCCCCCACGGCCUCGCCCCUCGUCAUCAAGAUCGUCUCCGGCACGGCUGAGAAGGACGGCGUCGAGCUCGCCCCCCGCAACGCCUACACCUUCCGGGCCGCCCGCUCCAGGAUCCUCACAUGGCAGGGCUGCGAGAUCGAGGUCGACGGCCGCACCGACCACGACUCGGUCGCCCCCUACGCCAGCCCGGCCGACAACCCCGCCAACGCGCUCCUCAACCUCCACGCGCAGCUCAACGACAUGCGCGCCGCCGCCGCCCGCGAGAGGAGGGAGGCGCCCCGGGUCCUCGUCGCGGGGGCCGCCUCGACGGGCAAGACGACCGCGGUGCGCACGCUCGCCAGCUACGCCACGCGGCAGGGCGGCCAGCCGCUCGUGGUCAACCUCGACCCGGCGGAGGGGAUGCUGAGCCUGCCCGGGUCGCUGAGCGCGAGUGUGUUCGCGACGGUGAUGGACCCCGAGGCCACGGACGGCUGGGGGGGCACGCCCACGAGCGGGCCGAGCACGGUGCCCGUUAAGCUGCCGCUCGUCUACUACUACGGGGCCAGGGAGCCCGAGAAGGAGCCAGACUUCUACAGAGAGCUGGCGAGCAACCUGGCGGGCAGCGUGAGCGCCAGGCUGAGCGAGGACGAGGACGUGAAGCGGUCAGGUGUCAUUGUGGAUACGAUGGGCGUUGACGGGGAGAGCGAGCUUGGCGUCGACCUCCUAUCUCACAUUAUUGAGGAGUUUUCCAUCAACGUUGUCGUGGUCAUCGGCACGCCAUUACUUGAGCAGGAGCUCGCGAAGAGAUUUACAAGCGUCAAGACGAGCCUGGGCGAGCCAAUCGACAUCGUCCUGCUGGACAAGUCGGACGGCGUGGCGCACCGGGACCAGAACUUCAUGCAGCAUGUCAGGGAGGCCUGCAUCAAGGAGUACUUCUUCGGCGAUGCUCGGAGAACGUUAAGUCCUCAGAUCCAGCAAGCCGACUUCGACGGCUUGGUCAUCUACAGGGCCUCUGAGAUUGUCCUCAACGGAUUCGCCCGUGAAGAGGCGUCGGUGGAGAUGCAGCAUUGGACGUUUGCCAUAAUGAGCGCCGGACCUCGAGACCUGCCCGAUACAGUGCGGGCGUCCAGCGUCGUGGGCUUUGUGUACGUAUCCGACGUGGACGAGGAGAGGAAGAAGAUCAAGCUUCUUGCGCCUGUGAGUGGUCGGCUCGGCGAUAAGCCGCUGGUCUGGGGAAGCUGGCCAGAGCCGUUCAUCAACUUGCUGGGUUAA